This is a messenger RNA of Mercurialis annua (annual mercury), 1023 nucleotides long. RefSeq lists its product as uncharacterized. The transcript has 4 exons. NCBI's taxonomy places the organism in Eukaryota, Viridiplantae, Streptophyta, Magnoliopsida, Malpighiales, Euphorbiaceae. The record is from RefSeq and is a predicted model, not a curated record. Bases 1 to 1023 code for a protein of 340 amino acids.
AUGGUCUUGGGUAAUGGCAAUGAUAUUCGGUUCUGGAAAGAUAAUUGGACGACAGGCCCUCUUAAUCUUUCAUACCCAGAUCUCUUUCAUCUUUGCCGCAACAAAGAUGCUUCUGUUUCUGAUAUUUUUAAUUCAGACCUUCAGCAUUUCAUGAGGUUUUGUUGGGCGCGUCGUCUUCGUAUUGGCGAGCAGCAACGGUUGAGGAACCUAGUUCAGCAGCUUCCGGUUAUCUCAGAGCUGCAGUCCACGCAAGACAAACCUGCAUGGCUGAGGGAUAGGCAAUACAGCUCGGCUUCCAUGUCCAAGCUGCUUCACGCCAAUACUUCUUACCGGCCUUCUUCUUUCCUCCUGCAGCGAAUAUGGAAGGAGGUUCUCCCGCCUAGGAUUCAAUUUUUCGGUUGGUUAUUAGCUAGAGAUCGUAUCUCUUCUAAAGCUACUUUGGUAAGGAGAGGGAUUUUGCAUCAUGAUUUAUCUUCUUGUUCUAUUUGUUCAGAGGUAGAAUCGAGCAUUCAUAUUGUUUUGCAUUGUCAUUUUGCUUGGCAAUUUUGGUCUACUUUAUUAUCGAGGUGCAACGUUAGCUGGGUAUCUCCGGGGUCUUUGGAUGAAUUCUUUACUCAAUGGAUCUCAUUGUCAGACGGAAGACAUCGCAAGCUUUGGAAGCUUUUUUGGUUUUAUGGUAUUUGGCAUUUAUGGAAGGCUAGAAACAAACGGGUUUUUGAGGAUGAACCAUCAGAUGCGAUAUCUUUGGUUUUUUGGACCGUUUGUAAGGCAGUUGAUUUUCACAGAUCGCAUAAUCGAGGAUUUUCAUACACGAGCAGUGAUGUUUUUAGAAGCAUAGAGUUAUUCUAUACUUCAUGCACUUCACUUGCUCAUGAUCUCAUGAAUAUACUCAGAAUAAUGUACAUAUACCGCGGAACACUUAAGCGGUUUGGAGUAAACCGCGGAAGUGUUCCGCGGUCUGCAGACGUGGCUCCAUCUGGACGCAGAUGGAGCCACUUGGCAGCCAGGGAAUUUAUUCCCUGA